AUAGUUAUAUAGUUAUCUGUGCUUUAGAUUCUAAAGUUUUUUUCACUUCUAAAGUUUAGAAGUGAGUCGUUGUUCAAAAACACCAUGCCAAGGGGAAGAUUAAUAUCCCAUGCCCAAGUGGAGACCCUACUUAGCCUAUUAGAGGCCAACACUGAAAUUGCGCGUGGGCGCAUGGUGGGGGGUGCCCUGGCCAGUCAACGGGUGGACGAAUUCUGGCGCAACACGGCCCGUACUUUGAAUAGUAUAGGGGAUGGGACAUCCAAAGAAGCCGCAGCCUGGAAAACGUAUUGGCACGAGUUAAAAUACCGGGCUCGGAAGCGGGACACCGAGGUUCGACAACACGCCCGAGGGACUGGAGGAGGACCAGCCAAGAAACCUCUCACAGUAACUGAGAGCAGAAUACUCCAGUUACUAGGAGAGGUUUCUUAUGCUGGGAAUCCCGAGGUCCAAAUACCUUUAAAUAUCCCGUCUUGUUCUGGACCUGUCCCAUCUACCGUUGGAACUCGUCCAAAUGUCCCGUCUCUUUCCAGAGCACCUGCACCUGUCCCAUCGUGUUACCGUUGUCUGGGUCGGAAGAUUCGGUGCCGGUUGGACCGAGGCGGGGUCGAACCUCCCAAAUCAGAAACACUCGACCUUACCGCAGGCGACGGUACGAUGACCCCCCAGAGUGGGCUCGUCGAUACGAAGAGCAGCGCCUUCGUAUCGACAGAAGUCGAGCCCACUCCCUUGAGCGCCUGGUAGAGAUCGCGGAACAAGUUCUGGCGCUCUACCGAAGGAGUGUGGAGGGGAAUGGGCCAUAGCAAUAUUUCUAUAAUUAUUAUUACGGACUGACUUUUUCAUAGUUAUUUUAAUAUUAAUAUAUCUUAUUGAUUGUUCCAAAAAAACUAAGUCUAAAUUAGUAGGCUAAGAAUGCUGUGAUCAUAUAUUUUAUAGUAGUAGGCUAAGAAUGCUGUGAUUAUAUAUUUUAAAUCU
Messenger RNA from Ostrinia furnacalis (Asian corn borer), 972 nucleotides. RefSeq lists its product as uncharacterized. The transcript has 6 exons. Lineage: Eukaryota; Metazoa; Arthropoda; Insecta; Lepidoptera; Crambidae. The record is from RefSeq and is a predicted model, not a curated record. The coding region runs from base 85 to 741 and encodes 218 amino acids.